CAUUUCUUCCUCCCUGACAUCACCCCCGUCAAUGUCAUUCCAGCUAUCUGUUCGUUCCUCCUGCCCACCGCAAUUGCCCGUCAAAUUUAUGUCGUCGACUCAUCAGUUCGUUUCCCGUUUUUUCAUUGGGACUUCGUUGCUAACCCUGACAAUACCUUGUUGCCGCAUUUUGUUUUGUAGACCACCCUCGCCGCAUCAUCCAGCAUUAUCGCCCGAUCAAGCUGCCAUUGCCUGCGCUACCGUAUUCCAUCCACGGAAAUGACGCUUAACUGCGAGCACGAUGUGCUCCAUUGAGCAGCAUUUCCCAACAGACAAGACAGGCCCGAGAACGACCACAGCGACGAGAGCGACGCAGCGCGGAAGCUGAUUAUGAAGUACCUCCUGGCCUUUUACCGCCUCUAUGUCCCCGCCAUCCGUCCUAUGGCGGCCGCUCCCUGUCUGUUAGGCAUGAACCCAGCUAUUGCCAUAAACGCAUUCACGAUCGAGACAACGGCCGUUCUCCUUUCCUUUGUCGUUGCUGUUACAUGUACCUUCACUACUUAAUACCUACCUCUCUAUCCCCCCUCCCUUCUGUGCCGCCGACUCUGCGUCUGCACGCUCACUCGGUGAGACAAGAUGAGGGCUUCUCCGGUUGGGGCAC
Molecule: messenger RNA, 640 nt
Organism: Colletotrichum navitas
Lineage: Eukaryota; Fungi; Ascomycota; Sordariomycetes; Glomerellales; Glomerellaceae
Exons: 1
Coding region: 32-262 (76 amino acids)
Source: RefSeq, a predicted model, not a curated record